AAAAUGGCUCGUUCAGUCAAGCUCAUGACUUUUGAUGCAUGGGAGACCCUUGUUCAUCCACGCAUACCCGUAUUCAAACAGUACAUCGAGACUGCGCAAUUGCAUGGACUCUCCAAUCUGGAUGAGACACAGAUUAAGCAGAGAAAUAUGGCAGCCAUCAAGCAGAUGGCGCGAGAGCUGCCACACUUUGGCUACAAGGCUGAUCACACCGCUGAACAUCGAGAAGCGGCUACGCAUGCUUGGUGGACACGAGUCGUACAGUCCACAUUUGAGCCUGCCCAACCCAGUCCUCAGCUGGUUGAUGCUCUCAUCAAGCGUUUUAACGGCAAAGAGGGCUAUAUGUUGCGGCCAAGAGUAAAAGAGACACUGGAUGUGCUCAAGUCACGCGGAUACAUGCUCGGUGUUCUUUCAAAUUGCGACUCGCGCAUUGUCAAUGUGUUGAAAGAGCUAGGCAUAUUCAACAGUUUCUCAUUCUCAACCGUCUCUGCAGAUUGUGGCUUUGCAAAGCCAGAUAGUCGAAUAUUCGACCGAGCUUUGGAACAAGCGCGUGCGAGUCUCCAGACAAAUGAAACGCUCUCAGAGAGUACGCAUGUUGGCGAUGAUUGGUCAAAGGACAUUGUGGGUGCGACACAUGCCAAGUGGAAAGCU
Molecule: messenger RNA, 648 nt
Organism: Protomyces lactucae-debilis
Lineage: Eukaryota; Fungi; Ascomycota; Taphrinomycetes; Taphrinales; Protomycetaceae
Product: HAD-like domain-containing protein
Exons: 1
Source: RefSeq, a predicted model, not a curated record